Messenger RNA from Durio zibethinus, 3264 nucleotides. RefSeq lists its product as uncharacterized. Gene Ontology annotation, molecular function: ADP binding. The record is from RefSeq and is a predicted model, not a curated record. Lineage: Eukaryota; Viridiplantae; Streptophyta; Magnoliopsida; Malvales; Malvaceae.
AUGUUGACUUUGUCUUCUUCAUCAUCUUCUUCCAUUUAUCCAUGGAAAUAUCACAUUUUUUUGAGUUUUAGUGGUAAAGAUACCCGAAAGAGCUUCACGGCCCAUCUAUAUGUUGCUUUAAAUCGGUACGGAAUCAACACUUUCAGGGAUGAUAACAACCUUGAAAGAGUGAAGGACAACGGACUCGAGCUCUUGAAAUCAAUCGGAGAAUCAUGGGGUUCAAUAAUCGUUUUUUCGAAAGGAUAUGCUUUUUCAAGUUGGUGUUUAGAUGAGCUUGCCGAGAUUGGGAAACAGAGGAAGGAAAGGUCGUCUUCAUCGUCUUCUUCCAUUUAUCCAUGGAAAUACGACAUUUUCUUGAGUUUUAGUAAAGAUACCCAAAAGAGCUUUGCGGACCAUCUAUAUGCUGCUUUCAAUCGUUGGUGUUUAGAUGAGCUUGCCGAGAUUGUGAAACAGAGGGAGGAAAGGGGACAUCAAGUUUUUCCAAUUUUCUAUGAUGUUGAAGUCUCCGAUUUAAGACAUCAAAGAGAAAGGGUUCAAGAAGCCUUUGACAUGCAUGAAAAGAGAUAUAAGGAGAACAAAGAUAAGACGCAAAGGUGGCGAGAUGCUUUAUCCCAAGUGGCUAAUAUCAGUGGAUGGAUUUUGAAAGAUCAGUAUGAAUCGAACUUCAUUGAAAAUAUUGUUAAAGAGAUAUCAGCAAACUUAUCUCAAACAUGUUCACAAUUGAAAGAGUUGCAUUCCAAACUCAAUAUAAGACGACGUUAUGUUGAAAGUCUUGGACUUGAAGCAAGGGAUUUUUUUCAUAAAAAGAUCGAUGAAGAUACAUCGUUAUCCUGUAAUAGCUCGUCUGCGGAGGAAGAUCCAACUGAACACGGGGAGAUUUGUCAUGUCAAAAGCGAGGGUGAAAUCAUCCCUCCAAAUUCUGAAGCUUCACUUGAGAUUGGGGAGAAACAAAUCAAUCUACAUGGAGAUCCAUCUUGUGGUAGCUUGUCUCCCUGCAUCUUUAGAACUCCUUACCCUGAAUUAGAUUUCCAGAAGCCUCAGUUGGUUUCUAUUGGCCCUUAUCACAGGGGUGAAAACCUUCCACUCGAAAAUAGCAAGUACUUCUUCCUUGAGAAAUUUAUGUCUCGGACAAAACACCAAGGCAAAGAUUUACGCUUCUAUGUCCAGGAUAUGGUGACACUGGAACGGCGUACGAGAAGAUGCUACUCCGAGGUUUUGUCAAUGUCCAGUCUCGAUUUUGUUGAAAUGAUGUUAGUUGACGCUUGCUUCAUACUGGAGGUCCUACGCCAUUUUGGUAGGAGUGAAGAAUCUGAAGAUGGGUUUUUCCCCAUUGAGCCAUGGAAGAUCCCCAUUUUGGUUCAAGACCUGCUCAUGCUAGAGAACCAAAUUCCUUUCUUUGUCUUAGAGAAGUUGUUUAAUUUAUCGGAGAGCGAAGAAGGGACAGCAACACUUUCUGUAACCACUAUGGCCUUGAAAUUUAUGGGUCUAGUCUUCCCUGGAUCCAUGGAUUUCAGCUGCAAGUCCAACCAUUUGGAGGCCGACCAUCUACUUGACUUGUUUCUCGAGUCUAUCCGCCCAUUAAACAGAUCCACCAUCUCAAAUUCACUCCAUUUGAAAACAAUUGUUAUUCCAAAAUCAGUUCACUCAUUUCUCAAGAAAAUCAAUCCGAGAAACCAAGCAGGCGUCUCAAAGAUAGGCCAGGAUAUCCUUUUAGAAACCCCUGCGACCAUUCCAAAGCUAAAGGAAUCCGAACCAUCAAUCUCAAUGGGAGUCAAACCUGAACAACAAUGUGAUCCUCCACCUCCAGUUCACUCAAUGAGAAGUGCAAUGAAACUACAGUCAUCAGGUAUAGAGUUCAGGCGGAGAAGAGCUAAUAGGUUCACAGAUAUCAAUUUCAAGGAUGGAGUGCUUGAAAUCCCUCCUGUAAUCAUCAAUGACCUCUUUCUCGCAAUCCUUAUUAACUGCAUGGCCUUGGAACAUCGUUCUGAGCAGAGGUCCAAAGAUUUGACUGCUUAUGUCUCAUUCAUGAUUGGUCUCAUCACAGAUUCUACCGAUGCAGAGUUGCUAAGUUCAAAUGGAAUUAUCUCAAGAUUUUCCUACGAUGACAAAACAGUGGCAGAGUCUUUCCAUUCGCUAGGGGAAAAAACUCUUAAUCUGGACAUUCAAGAUUCCUAUCUUUCCAAGACAUGGAAGGAAAUAGAACGCUACUAUACUAUUUGUGAGGGAAAAACUUGGCGUUGGUGGCGUUGUUGUCGUAGAUAUUAUGGGAUUGCUUUAUUCUGCAUCACAAACUUUAUGUUUGCUUUCUACCGUUUGACAUCGGGCCUUAAUUUGAUGCUCCCUUUAGUAAAAGAAGUUAAAUUUCUGGGGCACAGCACCCUGGACUUGGGCCUGAGCGAGUUUUUGGUUUUCUGUUUCCUCAGUCUGAUCAUUGUUAUUAUGAUAGUUCAAAGGGUGGCUCCAACUUUGAUGAGGAUGAUGAUCGAGAAAUACCAGCGCUCUCGAGACUUACAGAUGUCGAACAUUCACUAUCCAAGUGAAAGGUCAGUGGACGACGGUACUGAAGUGUAUGAGACAGCAAUGGAUAACGGCAAGGAUAUAGAACCAGAUCAAGACGAGUGCCAUGAGGAUCUGGAAGCCGAGCAGGGACUUGCAUCUACAACAAUUUUAUUUAGUGAUGAUGCAAAGAUUUGCAUGGAACAAAUUUGGGCAUAUUUGAUGGAUGAUGGUGUCUCAAAGAUUGGAGUUUGUGGAAAGGCAGGCGUGGGUAAAACAGCUAUCAUGAAGAAAGUAAACAACCAACUAUUAGAGGAGACUGAAAAGUUCAACAUCGUGAUAUGGAUCACUAUAUCAAAGGAGAUGAACAUCUCUAAAGUGCAAAAGAGCAUUGCAGAUGCUAUGAAAGUAGACCUUCCUAAAGCUGAAGAUGAAGCAAUAAGAGCAAGGUUCAUAUACAAAAAGUUGUCUCAAAAAGGCAAGUAUGUGUUAAUCUUGGAUGAUCUAUGGGAUAAACUUUCACUUGAAGAAGUAGGCAUCCCCGAGCCUUGUAAUGGGAGUAAACUAGUGGUAACAACCCAGUUAUUAGAUGUGUGUCGCUAUUUGGGUUGUCGAGUAGUUAGAAUGUCUACAGAACCAGAUCCUUGGAGAUUGUUCCAGAAGACAGUAGGUCAAGAUGUUUUGGACUAUCCGGAUCUGUUACCCAUUGAGGAAUCUGUUGCUGCAGAAUAUGAUGCCAACAGAAUUGUUGUAAAUUCAAUAAAUUAG